CCUCCCACCCAAACAAGUGACUGUGGUUUAUAUUCUGGGAUGGCUUUCUGAGAGGACUUUUUGCUGUGAAGGGUGUUAUUCCAUCUGCGGCUGAUUCCCUGCUGUGGGAGGCAAUGUCUCAGCGCAAAGGUCUGGUGGUCCUUGCCUACAGCGGGGGCUUGGACACCUCGUGCAUCCUCGUCUGGCUGAAGGAGCAAGGCUACGAGGUCGUCGCCUACUUGGCCAACAUCGGACAAGAUGAAAACUUUGAAAAAGCAAGGAAGAAAGCACUCUCCUUGGGAGCCAAAAAGGUUUACAUUGAAGAUAUUAGCAGAGAGUUUGUGGAAGAAUUUAUCUGGCCGGCGGUCCAGGCGAACGCAAUUUACGAGGACAGGUACCUCCUUGGCACCUCCUUGGCCCGGCCUUGCAUUGCCCACAGACAGAUGGAAAUAGCUCAGAUAGAAGGUGCCCAGUACGUCGCCCAUGGAGCAACAGGCAAGGGCAAUGACCAGAUUCGGUUUGAGCUCACCUACUAUGCCCUCAGUCCGCAGAUCAAGAUCAUUGCUCCUUGGCGGAUGCCUGAAUUCUACAACCGCUUUCGAGGUCGGAGUGACCUAAUGGAAUACGCCAAGGAACAUGGGAUCCCCGUGCCAGUGACCCCCGCCAACCCCUGGAGCAUGGAUGAAAACCUCAUGCACAUCAGCUACGAGGCCGGGAUCCUGGAGAACCCAAAGAGCCAGGCGCCCCCUGGCCUUUACACAAAGACCAGAGACCCUGCGACAGCCUCAGACACUCCUGACAUCUUAGAGAUUGAAUUCAAGAAAGGUGUCCCCGUCAAAGUGAUCAAUGUGAAGGAGGGGACAGCUCGCCAUUCACCCCUCGAGCUCUUCGUUUACCUGAAUGAAAUAGCUGGCAAGCAUGGCGUGGGGCGCAUUGACAUUGUGGAGAACCGCUUCAUUGGCAUGAAGUCUCGAGGUAUCUACGAGACCCCAGCGGGGACAAUCCUCUACCAUGCUCAUUUAGACAUCGAGGCCUUCACGAUGGAUCGGGAAGUGCGGAAAGUCAAACAAGGACUCACCGUGAAAUUUGCCGAACUGGUGUACAACGGUUUCUGGUACAGCCCUGAGUGUGAAUAUCUCCGCCAUUGCAUUGUCCGAUCCCAGGACCUUGUGGAGGGGAAGGUCCGUGUCUCUGUCUUGAAGGGCAGCGUCUACAUUUUGGGAAGGGAGUCCAGCAAGUCUUUGUACAACAAAGAACUUGUGAGCAUGGACGUUCAAGGGGAUUAUGAGCCUUCUGAUGCUACCGGCUUCAUCAACAUAAACUCCCUCCGAUUUCUACAUGCAGGGAAUGACCAGCCGCCACACUUCAUGGUUGUGAAUUCCAAAGAGGAGAGAAUCAAAUGCCAUUAACCAUUCAGCGAUGGAACUUCCCAGGAAUAGAAAAUCUGAUGCUGAAAGAAUAUCACCGGCUUCAAUGCAAGGUCAGCACGGCGGAGAAUUAAUGCAGUCAGUGGGGCCGUGGGCUGUUCUUCCCCCCUCCUCUCAAGUCCCCACGUGCCACCCGCCGCUAAUUGCACGUGGGGUUGCAUGGUAGCUUUAUUGUGGUCUUUCAAUGGCAUCCACGAAAAUGGGGCCGGGAAAAGGUGGUUGGCGGAGAGGAGGGGGGCCCUGCUCCGUCCAUUUGUAUCACAAGGAUGUUAUUAAAAUGUCCAUGCCUUUA
This is a messenger RNA of Rhineura floridana, 1698 nucleotides long. RefSeq names its product argininosuccinate synthase 1 (gene ASS1). The transcript is spliced from 16 exons. Gene Ontology annotation, cellular component: cytoplasm. Gene Ontology annotation, biological process: L-arginine biosynthetic process; urea cycle. Lineage: Eukaryota; Metazoa; Chordata; Lepidosauria; Squamata; Rhineuridae. The coding region runs from base 114 to 1388 and encodes 424 amino acids. The record is from RefSeq and is a predicted model, not a curated record. Gene Ontology annotation, molecular function: ATP binding; argininosuccinate synthase activity.